ACAUACAGAAACACGAACGUUUAUGAAAUCUUAAUUCAGUAAAAAAUAAAAAUAAUGGUAUCUAUUCCAUAAUUAUUAUGAUAAACAGUUAAUUUAAGCAAUAAAUUUAAUGUAUAUAACCACAUAGUUAACCAUGGAAUAAUUCAUUUGGCGUUCAAUUCAAUUAUAUUUUAAAAAGGUUUAUCUGUGAUAUUAAGAAAAUGAAUUCCUCAAAGGAAGUACUGAUUAAGAUAGAUGAUGCAGAAGGCACCAAUGGACAGAGUAGAAAAUCAGAAAUCAAUAUAUUAUGCCUAGAUAUAACAUCAUUUAGCCCUUUACUGCAGUUUGCUAUUUGUUCUGUCUUUGUGUUUGUAUGCUAUUUAGCGUAUGGAUAUUUCUUGGAACUUAUAUUCUCAGUACCUGAGGUGAAGCCAGUGAGCCUAUAUAUUACUUUAAUACAGUUUUUAAUUACAAUGAGUCUUAGUUAUGUAGAAUCGCUUAUAAGGAAUCCUAUAAAGAGAAAGGUGCCAAUAAGGACAUAUGCUAUUUUAGCAGCUCUAACCCUAGGCACAAUGGCGUUUUCGAACCUAGCACUAAGUUACCUGAACUACCCAACUCAGUUAAUAUUUAAGAGCUGCAAGCUCAUACCAGUGAUGAUCGGCAGUAUUAUAAUAUUGGGCAAAAGGUAUGGGUUCCUGGACUAUGUGGCUGCUGUUAUUAUGUGUAUAGGACUGACUAUGUUCACUCUAGCUGAUUCAAAAACAUCGCCCAACUUUGACAUCAUAGGUGUAAUAGUGAUCUCCUUAGCGUUACUAUGUGAUGCAAUCAUCGGUAAUGUCCAAGAGAAGGCCAUGAAACAGUUCCAAGCAACCAACAACGAAGUAGUGUUCUACUCUUAUGCGAUAGCUUGUGUCUAUUUGGUUGUUAUUACUGGGUUUAGUGGUAUAUUGACUGAUGGAUUCACUUAUUGUGCUCAGAACCCAGCAACAAUGUACUCCAACAUAUUCCUGCUAAGUGUGAGCGGGUAUAUGGGGCUGCAGGCGGUGUUGUCGCUGGUGCGGCUGUGCGGCGCCACCGUCGCCGUCACAGUCACCACCAUGAGGAAAGCGCUGUCUAUUGUUAUAUCCUUCCUGCUGUUUAGCAAACCGUUCGUUUUUCAAUACGCGUGGUCUGGUAUGUUGGUAGCAUUGGCGAUAUAUCUGAACCACUACAGCAAGAAGAAUCCGCACUAUCUCCCUACGCCGUUAUCGACAUGUUGGCACUACAUGCAAUCAUUCUACCAGUCCGAGUAUAGAUAUCUUAGGAUUAAGAGCAAAAUGUAUUCUGAUACAGUGUAGAUAGGUCACAAAGAUUUUUCACAAAUGUUACAGGCAAAGUCUGCAGCGUAUGAAUUGUUGGCAUUGCCUAGGAAAAAAUCCAUUUUUAAUCACAGAAUUAUAAAACAAUAGAAAUAGUAUUUGCUGCGGACUUUUUUACACACUCAAGCGCUUGCUGGCAUUGGUGAACGAUAUUUGCUUUGAGUACCAUUAAGUGAAUUAAUUUUAUUCAUCAUCAUGAUCAACCCAUAUCCCACUACUGAGCACGGGGCUCCUCAGUAUGAGAAGGGUUAAGGCCUUGCUGCCACACACCUUAGAGAACAUGGAGAAUUCUCAGACAUACAGGUUCUCUCACGAUGUUUCCUUCUCCAUUAAUGAGCAAGUGAUAUUGAAUUGCUUACUUUUAUCCUUUACUUUAUUUUAGCCUCUGGGUAGAGUUUCAUAAAUAACAAUUUGAUUAUAUUAGCAGGAUGUGCCUUAUGGUUCCAAAGAAACUAUUUGUUACAUAGUUCUGUAUACUUUGCCUGUAACACGUUAUAAUUUUAUUUUAUUUUAUGGAAUGACAUUGUAAAUAACUAAUAAGAUGUAUAAUGUUAUUAUUAUUAUAAGGUGUACCUAGUAGAAAUCAAAUGAGAUUUAAAAUCAAUUUUAACUAAAUAAUUUCAUUAAAAAAGAACAUCCAGAUCCAGUACCUAAUGAAAUUAAACUGGAUCAAAAACUCAGGUAGGUAUGUUUUCUUAUUACAAGAAUCGCAAUACAUUAUUUAUUAUGUCACAAAAUUUCUUUUUUCCAUUUUUUAAAAGGAAAUCUGUACCUAUGUAAUUAUUCAUAAUUAUAUUUUUAUAAGUCUCAAAAACAGUGAAAUUUACUUUAUAAUAUAAGUAGCUAUUCGGCAGUAAAUAUUACAUAUCAAGCUUUAGAAAGAGAUAAUAGGCAGUUUCGUCUUUGUAGAGCGUCAUCUCUGUCACUCAUACUGUCACUUUUUGUCAUUGAUUUGACAGUCUGAACGAUAGAGACAACGCUCUACGAAGCCGAAGAUGCCGACGAUUAUCUCUUUCUAAAGUUCGAUGUGUAAUAUUUACUGUCGCAUACUGUAAUUUAUUAAGAUAUUCUAUUCUGUGUACUGUACUGUAAUCGGAGUAGAAUUGAAAAAUAAAACGAUUUUAUAUUAAUAACAUUUAUUUAAUUGUAUGUACAAAAUCUUACAAAUCUAAUUGUUUCAUACAAAAGUGUCCAAAUUUAAAGUGUUUGAUUACUUGGAAUGUUAUAAGACACUAUUUUUACUUUUUUUCAAAUUUACACAAUCACUAGGUCAAUGAGAGAAAAUGAUUAAGUGAUUAAAGCAUACCUUUAAUACUUUUAUGAGGCGACAAAAAUUAGCUAAGUCAUGGUUUGUGAUCAGUCGAACAAUGAUUGAACGUUAUAACGUUGUCAUAUUACCCAAUUCAAUAUCGACAUCUGAACUCUCUCCGAAUCGUUUUCUCGUUGCUGAGAGUCGUGGAUUCUUCCAUUAAUUACAUAAUGGUCGGAGUUCUCUUUUGAUACUAAUGGAAUAAAGAACGAGUGAGCGCCAGACCUUCGUUAUUUUACAAAAGAUGAAAGUUUCCUGCAAUUGUCACUAACACAGGGAAAAACUUUAAGGGUGUCUGGCAGAGGAUUGCCACAACUCUUAGAGUCUGGCAAUGCAUGACGCAAUCUUCGAAUGCCCAGGUUGCGCGGACCUAAGGGCAGAAGCGCUAGGAUCGACCAACGCGGAGAGCGUGAAUAGCGCGCAUGCUGUCGAGCGAAGACGCCUGGACACGAUACAGCCGAAUGCUAAGGGCUAUCAUGAUGCGAAGGAAAGAAUCAUAUCAUGAAAGAAAAAGAAGAAGAUAGAGAUUUAGGAGGUCAGCAUGACGUAAAGCCACGCAGAUCCGUGCUCACCGUGGCAGGGGAGGUUAUUGUAGUCCGUGCGAGUCGGACACACCCUGCCAGCAGGCAGAAGUCCGUAGGGAUUUUUU
Maniola jurtina (meadow brown) is the source of this 3295-nucleotide messenger RNA. It is a transcript of the gene Papst2, whose product is annotated as adenosine 3'-phospho 5'-phosphosulfate transporter 2. The record is from RefSeq and is a predicted model, not a curated record. Gene Ontology annotation, cellular component: Golgi membrane; endoplasmic reticulum membrane. Gene Ontology annotation, molecular function: 3'-phosphoadenosine 5'-phosphosulfate transmembrane transporter activity. Bases 201 to 1316 code for a protein of 371 amino acids. NCBI's taxonomy places the organism in Eukaryota, Metazoa, Arthropoda, Insecta, Lepidoptera, Nymphalidae. Gene Ontology annotation, biological process: transmembrane transport. The transcript is spliced from 6 exons.